GCGAUCAUUCACAGAUUUUUCUGUAAUGUCAUAGGUUUAUUUCUGAGACGUUUAUUUUACAAUUUUUGGUCAUUGUUUUUAACAGAAGACAGAUUUUUGGCAUUUUUAUAAAAAAUUCCAAUAUUACAGCGGAUUUUUGUAUGACAGAUGGUAAUACGAUUAUUUUUGGCUGAAAAAGAUUUCAAUGUUACAUCUCUGGCAGUGGAACACAAGGAAUUGAGACCAACAGCGAAAUGUCUCUUAAACCGAGACGAAUCGAUUUCGAAAAAAUAUGGAACGAUUUAAAAACCACAAUAAUGGAAGUAAUAACUUUGGGAAGUGUGCAAAGAGAUGUCUGGAGCAGCCGGUUUGUGGAUAUCUAUUCAAUAUGUGUUGCGCAUCCAGAGCCUUUAGCGGAUAAACUUUAUACAGAAACAAAAGCUUUUCUCGAGAAUCACGUAAAAGACUUAUUGAAAACUAGGGUUUUAUCUUCAGGAUCUAACGAUAAUAGCGACCAACCAUACGCACUACUCCAUCGUUAUUUUACCACCUGGACAGAAUACAGUAAAGGAGUUGAAUACUUGAAUCAUCUGUUUUUGUACCUUAACCAACAACAUAUAAAGAAACAAAAGCUAUCGGAAGUGGAAGUUGUGUAUGGCUGCAUCAACCAUGAUGCUCAAGAACAGCUUGAAAUUGGGGAACUCGGGCUUGAUAUAUGGCGACAGCAAAUGAUUGAAAAUCUGGGUGAAUUGUUGGUAUAUCAACUAUUAGAUGGAAUCAAGAAUGAUCGUGUGAAUAGCUCGCAGCAUUCAGAUAUGAUUUCUGUAAUAAAAGGAACUAUACAGAGCUUUGUGUGUGUCGAGGAAUACAAGAAGAAGGGAUCACUGCAGCUGUACCAACAUAUGUUUGAGGCUCCGAUGCUAAAGGAUAGCGGAGAAUUCUACAAACUGGAGGCCAGCAAACUAUUAGAGGUGUGCACGGUUAGCAACUACAUGGAAGAAGUUAUAAAAAAACUCGACGAAGAAAACAAACGUGCGCUCAAAUAUCUGCAUAACAGUUCUCUGACUAAGUUGCGGAAAGAGUGUGAACAGCGUAUGAUAACGGAUCAUCUGGAGUAUUUGUAUUCGGAAUGCAAUGAGAUGGUUAGUCUUGAAAAACGGAAAGAUCUGAAAAACCUUUAUACGAUUCUGAAGCCAAUCCCGAAUGCUCUAAAAUCAUUGGUUCAAUCAUUUCUAGAGCAUAUAAGUAGUGAUGGUAUACGAAUGAUUUCAACUUUGAAAGGAGAAAUGAUUCAUGUGCAGUUCGUGGAGGGAAUGCUGCAGGUUCAUGAAAAAUAUGAGGAAAUAAUUGCCGAUACGUUUAAUUCGGAUCCUGUGUUCCUUAGUGCCCUCGAUAAGGCCUGUUCGGGGGUUAUAAAUUCGCAUGCUUACGAAAAGCAGCCCGGAAAAAGUGCUGAAUUGAUCGCAAAGUAUUGCGAUAGUUUGCUGAAGAAGUCGAGGACGACGGAAAGCGAAAUUGAAACAAAACUAGCAAAAAGUAUAACAAUAUUUAAGUAUAUCGAGGACAAAGACGUUUAUCAAAAGUUCUACAGCCGUAUGCUGGCAAAAAGAUUAAUUCAUGAACAGUCUCAAAGCAUGGAUGCCGAAGAAAUGAUGAUUAAUAAACUCAAGCAGGCAUGUGGAUAUGAGUUCACUAAUAAAUUACAUAGAAUGUUUACGGACAUUUCGGUGUCUGGCGAUUUGAACGUCAAAUUCAAUCAUUUCCUUAAGCAGGAAAACAAAGAUACGGGAAUAAAUUUGUCUAUUAAAAUACUGCAAGCUGGUGCAUGGCCGCUAGGCGCUAUGCAAGUUGCAGUUGGCUUCGCUAUACCUCAAGAGUUUGAAAGGCCGAUCAGAUUAUUCGAGAGAUUUUACCACAUCAAUUUCAGUGGUCGGAAAUUAACUUGGCUGCAUCACCUAUGUCAUGGGGAGUUAAAAAUAUCGUUCGUCAACCGAAAUUAUAUCGUUACAAUGCAAACGUACCAAAUGGCAAUACUCCUGUUGUUCGAAACUACCGAUAGUCUAAGCUUCAAAGAGAUAGAGGACUCGAUGCAGCUCAACCACGAUAUGUUUAAACGACAUUUGAUAAGUAUUAUCGAAUCGAAAAUACUACUAGCUGAUUCUGAGGUGUUGGGUGCUCAGUCGCAAAUAACGCUAAACAAAAACUAUGUAAAUAGAAGAACAAAAUUCAAGAUUACUACUGCCCUACAGAAAGAGACUCCACAAGAAAUUGAAAACACUCUAAAUUCAGUAGACGAAGAUCGCAAAAUGUAUCUGCAGGCAACUAUAGUUCGGAUUAUGAAAUCUAGGAAAGUGCUCAAACACAACGCUCUUAUACAGGAGAUCUUGACUCAAUCGAAGGCUGGUUUUGCGCCAAACAUCGGAAUGAUUAAAAAAUGCAUUGAGUCGUUGAUUGAUAAACAGUACAUCGAAAGAACGCCCAAUUCUGGUGAUGAGUAUAGCUAUGUUGCAUAAGUUUGCACAUCAGAACGGUAUCUUUGUAAUGUAUAGAAAUUAUAAAAUGUUUUGAUUAUGAGUUAAUGAAAGCGUGGCAACCAAUUCGAAAUAUAAAACCAAAAAAAAAUCAAAGAUAAUCAUUUUGUAUUUGGACACAGGCUGAAUAUUUUACUUUUGAGACAUUUUUGUAACAUAAUAUGUAUCAACAAAAAGAAACUCCGGUAAAUAUAAGCUAUAACCAGUUGCCAGGGCAAACAAUUGAAUGUUAAAAAUAUCUAUACGCCUGCCUGUAUUGCAGAGAUAAACGAAUACCGUGAUCAUGGGUCGAUCUAGUCAAAAAGUAGCCUUCGAAAUAAAUUCAAUUACAUAAAUAAUUCAUAUUUAAACAUUUA
Messenger RNA from Topomyia yanbarensis, 2866 nucleotides. It is a transcript of the gene Cul2, whose product is annotated as cullin-2. The transcript is spliced from 2 exons. Bases 234 to 2492 code for a protein of 752 amino acids. Gene Ontology annotation, molecular function: ubiquitin protein ligase binding. Gene Ontology annotation, cellular component: Cul2-RING ubiquitin ligase complex; SCF ubiquitin ligase complex. Lineage: Eukaryota; Metazoa; Arthropoda; Insecta; Diptera; Culicidae. Gene Ontology annotation, biological process: SCF-dependent proteasomal ubiquitin-dependent protein catabolic process; protein ubiquitination. The record is from RefSeq and is a predicted model, not a curated record.